This is a messenger RNA of Orycteropus afer afer, 1401 nucleotides long. NCBI's taxonomy places the organism in Eukaryota, Metazoa, Chordata, Mammalia, Tubulidentata, Orycteropodidae. The record is from RefSeq and is a predicted model, not a curated record.
AUGAUGCAAAUAAAAGAAGGGACUAGAAACUGGGCCCCUGGGCCCGGGCAGUCCCGCAGCCGAGUGGAGCCGGGCUCGCCGCGCCGCCGCGCACUAGCCUUGUGCCCGCCGCAGCCCGAGCCCGGACAGGGCGGGAAGGAGCAGACUGCAGACAUCGCGAGCACCGGCCCUAGCGAGAGGGCAAGUUCGCGGCGGAAUCGGCACCUGGAGGACAUGGAGGAAAGACCCGCAGAGACCAAUGCCAAUGUGGACAACUCCGCACCACCAUCAGUGGCUCAGCUGGCGGGGAGGUUUAGGGAGCAGGCAGCUGCAGCCAAGGAGACACCAGCUAGUAAACCAACAAGAAGGAAACCACCCUGCUCCCUCCCCCUGUUCCCCCCCAAGGCAGAGCUGGGCCAGAAUGGUGAGGAGAAAUCACCACCCAAUGCAAGCCACCCUCCUAAAAUCAAAGUCAAGAGCUCACCUCUGAUUGAGAAGCUUCAGGCCAAUUUAACCUUUGAUCCAGCAGCCCUCCUGCCUGGGGCCUCACCCAAGAGCCCUGGACUCAAGGCCAUGGUGUCACCAUUUCACAGCCCGCCUUCCACUCCCAGUAGCCCUGGAGUGAAGUCUCGACCCAGCGAGCCAGAGGAGGUGCCUGUCAGCUUUGACCAGCCUCCUGAAGGUAGUCAUCUGCCCUGUUACAAUAAGGUGCGGACAAGGGGCUCGAUAAAAAGGCGCCCUCCCUCCAGGCGAUUCCGAAGGUCUCAGUCUGACUGUGGGGACCUUGGAAACUACAGGGCCACGGAGUCAUCUCAGGAGAAUGGAGCCAAGGAAGAGAAUGGGGAUGAGGUGUUCACAUCCAAGAGCAAGGCCCCAGAACCUUCUGCUUCUGGUGAUGGAGCACCUCCUCUGAGGAGGACACCCAGCAGGACAGAGAUGCCUGAGGAGAAGGGCAGGGCUACAGAGGAAGCCAAGCAACAGGCAAAGGCUGUGGGGCAUUCAGCAGAGGAGGAGCACACACCCCAAACUUCCAGCCCAAAGGCAGAGAAUGGGUGUGGGAGCCCCGUAGAGGAAACCAUGGCUGGUAAGGAAGCGGAGGUGGAAAAGUCUACGGAGAUGAAGGAGGAGAGGGCAGGAAAUGAUGAGGAUAAGGCUGGGCAAAAGAGCCAAGAUGCAAACAAGCCAGAGGAGAGAGCUGUGGGGGAGGAGGUCUCCCAAAAUCCCUCUGGAGAAAUGGAGAACAGAAACACCUCAGAGCAGGAGAAAGACAAAGAAAAGGAAGAGGAGAAGACUGGAGUUCUUGAGACAGGAUGCCACCCUGGGACUGGCCCUGCCCAGUUGGAGACCAGCAGUGAGGCCCUGAGUGGGGAAGAAGUCCCCAAGGCACAGGAUGACACCCCUGUCCAGGAUACUCACAUGUGA